Molecule: messenger RNA, 789 nt
Organism: Entamoeba dispar SAW760
Lineage: Eukaryota; Evosea; Mastigamoebida; Endamoebidae
Exons: 2
Coding region: 1-789 (262 amino acids)
Source: RefSeq, a predicted model, not a curated record
AUGACUUUAUUUAUUACCCUCUUCAUCGUUUUUGUAGUUGCUAAAGAGCCACAAGUAGCUCCUGUUAUUGGAUUUUCUAACAGUUUUACAUUUUCUCAUACUGGAGCAAACAAAACAUUAGAUUUAAAAACAUUAAAUUUAGAUAUUGAAAAAGUUAUUGAGAGUGAUGUUGAUCAAGUUGUAUUCUUUAUAGACUAUAAUAUUAAUACAUUUGAUUUUGAAGAGUUUACUAAAUAUAAUGGUUAUACUACACUUAGAAACUAUACUUUAAACUCUCUUUCUUCAUUUGAAGCUGAAACUACUACAAUUUCUUUUGUUGAUGUUUUAAAUAAUUUAGAAUUAAAUAUUACAAAUAAUAAAAUUCAUAAUAGAAAUGUUUAUCUUUAUACUGAUUCAGCUACUUUAACUGAUACUUCAUUAUUUAAUUUUGCACAAAAUUAUGCCACAGUUAAAAUACUUAAUCAAGACGAUUUUACUUCUAUUAAUAAAUCUGCUCUUGUAGUUAUUGCAUUUAGAAACGUUGGUUCAUUUGAUCGUUUAAAAUUAAAUGAUCAAAUUAUUAAAAAUUAUUUUAAUCAAAAUUCUGAAUACACUAAUGUUGCUUUCUAUGGUUCUCUUCAUUUAGUUGAAAAAGAUACUAUUACUUCAGCUACUUGGUAUAAUACUGCUACUCUUUCUAUUCUUUUUGUUGUAUUCAUUCUUUUAAUUCUUCUCUGGUUUAUGAUGCAUUUUAUGUUAGCUGUUCAAAGUAUUGGUCCAGCUGUAUUUGCUAAACCAAAGACUGAUUAG